Mya arenaria is the source of this 4253-nucleotide messenger RNA. RefSeq lists its product as uncharacterized. The record is from RefSeq and is a predicted model, not a curated record. NCBI's taxonomy places the organism in Eukaryota, Metazoa, Mollusca, Bivalvia, Myida, Myidae. Bases 1581 to 2573 code for a protein of 330 amino acids. The transcript has 3 exons.
CAAAGGCUUACUUUACGGACUAUAUGUAUAAAUAUUUGUUUUAAUUAAUUCAUCGGUACAUGCUUAUUUGAUGUCCGGGGGUAUACCGGGGAUUGCCGGGGAAAUGGGCCGUGUUUUUACCUUCCAGGUGGCCCCGCAGUGCCGGGUGACUGCAGUGGUUUUGUCUUUGCGCAAACUAUAGCGAGGAAUUGGCCUUACGUAGGGCCCCUGGGGUGCGGGGGCAUUUGGAAGGGAUUUUACCAUCAGUUCGUCCUCGCAUGGCGGGGAUUUUACUCGGGGUUGGCUGGACCGAAAGUAAAAGUCCCCGCUAUUCCCCGGACCUGGGGGGGGGGCGUGUUAACAAUAGACUGGUGCAUAACACAAAUGUUUGUUUCUGGUUUCGACACUUUUGUUUUUUAUUGCCAACAUAGGUUUUAUCUGAACGAUAUUUCUUUUAGGGAAUUCUCGCUUCGAGUUUAAUAGAGCGCUCUAGUAAUCGUUCAUGGUGGCGAAUAUCAGAACCUUUACUUUCCUCAUGUUUCAACAAAUUAAGAGGAUUGAAAUUCAUGCACUCUGUACUACUAUCAGGCAUACAUCUUUUGUCAAUAAUUAUUUGUUAUAUUAUGAAUAUUUUUGACGGUAGUGAAUACCUUGAGUCAUUAUUAUAAUUAAAUAGAUAAAACUUCAAUUUACGAAACUUUGAAGUUUAUUUUUUAUGUUUCAGCAGCUUGCAGUCGAUUGCAUUAAGAACAAGACAUUAAUGACUUGACUUUGCAAAUCUUUUCAUACAUACAUUUAAGCUGCACUCUCACAGGAUUACUGUUUUGGCAACUUUUUGUUGUUGUCUUGGAAUGAGCCAUUUCUUGCGUAAAUAUCUGCAAAGAAGUGAUAUAAAACUAGAAUAGAUCAGAUCGCAGAUUUUCAUAUUUCCGUCGACAAUUAUUGUUUUAUGGCUAAAAGCGUUUCUAACGGUUUAUGAAAAAUGCAUAAAACAUCAACUUUUGAACUAAACUAUGAGCAUCUGCGAUCCGACUUUUGCCAGUAGUCUUUUAUCACUAGUUCCAUGUAUUUUCAUAUAAAUUGGCUCGUUCCAAGACAAAAAAUAAAAAAGGUGUCAAAAUGUUCAAUCUGUGAGAGAGCAGCUUUAAGUGAUAUCACGUGGUCGAGUUGUCAACAUGUGUAAACGCUUCAGUUGAUAUCUUAAGUAUUUUUUUUCAGGUAAAAUUUAAAUGAUUAAAACUGGCGCACCAAGAAAUUGAGCAUUAUUAAACACAUUACUAAACUUAUUGUCACGAUUAUACUUUAGGAUUUUACCUUAAACUGUGCUGGACUUGUUAAAAUAACUACUUUAAUCUGUGUGAAGAUUUCCUGAUUGUGUUUAUUAUUUUUUAGGGUAGUAACGUGUACCGGUGCUGAAUCAGCUACCCUGACACUUGAUAUCUAAAUGCGGACGUAACAUAGCAGUAACGAAAUCAACGUUAACGUAUCAUCAACUUAAACGUAGCAUCAAUUGGGGAGUAGAAUGUAGCAACGACCAUUCCGUCAUAAAAACCAGCUUUACUACAAUACUUCCUUUUUUCAUAAGAGACCUUUAAUUCAUUAUGGCAACAUUCAAAAUGUGGCGCCACUCAAAAUAUAUACGUUCAUGCAAAUAUAUUAUCCGAGGAUGUAUUAUAAUUACAAUCGUUUGUGUCAUUAUUGAGUUGCUUUUCAUAAACACUCUGAUUUUAUUUUCGUUAAUGCAAGUAAAACAUCUGAUCAAUGAUUUUUCAUCAUCACAUCUAUCAAUUAUUGCAACUCUUGCCAGAUACAACUCUUUCAGACACAUUGUCGCCCAAGGAAAGGACGAAGGAUUUAAAUAUCUCAUUGACAACACUAUUGCGAGGAUUUAUAUGGAGCAUGAAUCAGAAAACUGUGGAAAAACAAUCAGCAGACUGGGGUUUGAUGUAUCUAGCGCAGGUGAAUUUCUCUUCAUAUUAGAACAGAUGCAACGUCAGAAAGCCGAGCCAUGGAAAAAGCUAGUUGUCGAAAUCGGAGCAAAUGAUGGCCUGCUGUCCAGCAAUUCGUAUAACUUCAUACAAAUGGGUUGGAGUGCCAUUCUAGUAGAACCUCAGAGAGACCAGCUGGAUUUAGCGAAGAAAAACCAUGACGGACUGACCAACCAGCACCAAGACCAGAGUGUGCACUAUGUUCAUGCUGUGAUAAGUGAUCAUGAUGGCCAAGAAAAACUUCAUGUGUCAGCAGAUUUGUUUUCUAUGCAAAGCAGAAUAGUAUCCGAAGAAGAACAAGACUCAAACUAUGUAGAGGUUCCGAGUUAUUCAGUGAAGACGUUUGUUUCAAAGUACAAAGUUCCAAAACAUUUUGGAGUGUUGUCUAUCGACGUGGAAGGAAUGGAAGACAAGAUCAUACGUCAGUGGGUAGAACAUGGAUUCCGCCCAAUAUACAUUAUACUAGAAUUCGUGCACAGGACUCACGAAAGUCAGGUUGCUAUAACAGAUCUUCUUAUUGAGAAAGGCUACACCUUAUUCGGAAUAAAGGGAUUCAAUUUCAUAUAUGAAUAUGAUACGAACUUAAUCGAUAAAGAUGAUAACUAGUUGUGUUUCUCAUGACCAAGAGACUUAUUUUGCUUCGGCUUUUAAAUAGUAUAUACAUUUAGUUAGCUUGUCUAUGUAUAUAAUUGAUUUUAAAAUGAAAAGCUAUAUUUUUUACCAUUUGUUAAACUUUGCUAUUUGCUUAACACGACGAAAAAGCAGUUGUUUAAUAUUUUUGUGUAGUAUAACUUAUGUUUCAGAAUUAUAUGCUAUUUACAUAUGUGUUUGUAAAUACUUGAAUUUGAUAAUAAGCUGUACAUACCUACAUGAAAAUGAGCUUUAUGUUAAUAUAUUACAUAAUAUAGCAACAUGUAUGUAAGCAUGCUCCUAGGCUGGUGUUAUAUUUACGGUAACUUGGACACCAAGAUAAUUCGGCCUAGUUAAUUUGGCACCAACAUAUUGGGCACUUUGUCGACUCGGCACCAUAAAGCUAAGGCAAAUCGGCACAUAAUUCAAAUCAACUUUAUGCGGUCAUGAUUAUUAGAAUAUAGUUAUUGUUAAGAUAAAGUUACAAUGUACAAUGUUAAUUAGGCCAAUAUAAUCCCAUUGCUAGAUUUUCAUCAAAUUUGUUUUAAAAGGUGGUGGGGUGACAUUUUAUUUUUUUAUUUAUUUUUUGUUCUUAGAUGACUGUUCCACAGCUGAAUAUGUGUUUAUGCUCAUUCUUAUUGCACGAGGGACUAUAAAAAUUAUACAUGUGUUAAGACGAUCGUAACGCAGCAACAGCGUAGGUACGAAUUAACCCCGUUCCCGGACAGUGCCGGACCCAUACGCAAAUACAGACCCUAGGUCAACAUUUUUUUAGUCUAUACAAUAAAAGGGGCGGCGUAUAGAGGGGGCGGGCGGGGAUAAACAUCUUGCAAUUAAUUUAUAGUCACCUUAUCUCAGCAUAUAUUGAUUUAAAAUUAAUUCUUACUCCCAAAUAAGAUUUAAAAAAAUAAAUUCAAUUUUUUAGAUAUAUCAAAAAUGAAUGAUGCACGUCAAAAACAUUUUUUCUUAUGAAGACUAAAAGUCUAAAAUCUCUUAAAAAAGAAAGAAAGAAAGAAAAUAUUACGCAUUAUAGGGAUGCAAAAUACAAUGAAGUGUGACUAGCGUAAUCCUGGUAUAAGGGAUUGAAGAAGUUUUGAGAGAUUGGGGCCUGGGGAUUAACAAUGAUGCAAUGAAAACAAACACGCCCAGUAGUAAAACAUUCUUUCAUAAAACAUUUAGGGUCACUUCCUAACUUGUGUUGAUUUCUUAGUUUUCAAAGUUAGAUUAAAGAUGCACUCCUGCUCCCCAAAAAGAUUUACAACAAUUAGUUACAGUUAUUUAAAUAUACCAAAAAGGAUGAAUAAAUGUCGAAUACAAUGGUUCUUAUGAAGGAUACCGAGUUUAAUUUGUAAGAAAGGUGUAGAAACAUGAGACUAUAGUAGACCACAAUAAAUAUUUUAACACUCACCAAUCAUUAAUAUUUUUGCGUUUUCAGCUUUUAAAUACACGGUUACAAUUUUGUUAUCAGUAAUUUUUAUUUUCCAUAAAUGCAUUAUUUAGUAAGUUAUUAAAGGUUUAUAAGGUUAAACCUGUGGAUUUUUCAAAGAAGAACAAAUAUUGGAAACCUAGUGAUCUAAUUUCAAUUCCUCGCUACACAAAAACACAUAAUUCUUGAAAUAGUUCUAAGCCAGUGUGUGUAUAUCACGUGAUAAAUUA